GCUCGCAGUCGCUUUUUGUAAACACGCGACAAUCAACAUUUAAUUCCAUGACGUAGCGCCACUGUGACAGUUUCGGGUCGGCAAACACCAUGGAUCGCUACAACGAGGUGAAGCACCUGCUGAAAAACUGGGAGCAGGGAUUUUACACACAGCACCUGAGGAAGCCCAACAAAGAAGACAUCGACCAAGCACCGGAGGAGACCAGAAGUCUGUAUAAAGAGUAUAGACAUUUGAAGCAUGCGAAGGAGAACAAUGACACCAGAGAAAGAGUCCCUGAGGAGUCAGUCACUUCAACCCAGCAACCUACUGCAGAGAAAAGCUCAGGAUGCUGGGGUGCCCAUCUAAAUCGCAAUAUGAUGCCAACACCCUCACCCAAACUGACAGCUGAAGACAAGGAGGGUCUUCAGAGCUCUGCACAGUACUAUGGGUUAAAGCUUAAGAGCAACCUUGCUACACUUGGCAAGGAGCGCUCUAUAUCACUGAAGAAGCCAUCAAAUCGUGGUCGACUUCCCCUAAACGCUCUUAAAGAUGGUCCAAGUGCCCAGGCAGAUGACACUUCUCCUUCUGCUGCCAAAAACACGUCACAUAUUUCAGAACCUGGACCCUUUUCACCCAGAAGCACCAAGCCAGGCUCGUUUUCUACACCUUCUCUCCAUCCAGAAGAACCAGAAGAGGAAUUUGAACCGUUUCAAACUAUCAAAGAACCGUCUAAACUUUCUGGAGACACCAGUGCAGCCAAACCUGCUGGGAAUUCUUCUCUAUGUAGAACUCCAAUAAGAAACUGCCCAUCUCUUUUAUCGUCACAUUCUGCUCCCGAAGCAACUUCACCAACAGAUUCUCCUGAAAAAUUCAUUAAAACCAAAGAUGAUGCUAAUGACAAGUAUCUUGGAAUGAAAAUGCGUAAUGGAAUACUGGGCAGCCCACAAAAUGUUGGAGGCUUCAGGGGUGGGCUGGGUUGUAAAGUCACCCCGGCAAGACCCUCGCCUGCCAACAGGUUGAGCGCUGUGGACAGACAGUGGCUGGAAAGAUGUCAGGUUUUUGGAGAAAUGGGAGCUGAGGAUAAACCCGGGGCUGGCAACAAGGAUGUGACUCUGACCAAGAGUGAUGCAGACAGAGGAAAGGACAGAAAGCCAGAGGACACAACAGAAGUAGCGAUAAAUGUUCCUGGAACAUCAGAAAAUCUUAAAGAGAACCAGAAUGAGAACACUAUAGAAAGACAGAGUAGAGGGGAUAUAACAACAAAGUCACUGAAAGACGACUGCGAGGAAAAUCCAAAACCACCUACAAGAAAGAACAAAGGCAGAAAGAGACAGAGAGAAGGCGAGGACACGGACGUCGGCACAGCCGAGGUGGAGGAAGGAGGAAUGAAAAAGCGACGGAGAAAUGUUACAAAGAGUGAAGAAAACAAAGACUCUCAAGAUGGAGGUGACAAAAAGAAGAGGAAAAGUAGAAAGAAAGAAAAUGGGGAUGCUGAGACUGAAGAUGAAAAAGCACCCAAAGAUCAAAAGAAGAUGCCUCAGGAGAACCUCUUGGGUGAAAUAGAGGAGGAGUAUGGAUCCAAGAGAGGUUUUCGUGUGCAGACCUCUCGAGCCAGUAUGAAAGGUGCCGAGGGAAACUAUGUAAAAAUAAAUCUGAAGAAGAAAUCCCACGUUAAAGGAUACGCACUGAGAGGCAGCUUUCUGCGUAAACAGUUGUAUGCACAGAAGUUCCAGCUGAAAGGAGAGCGGUUUGGUGGUGGCGGGGGAUUCUUUGGCCGAGGGAGGAGAGGAGGCUUCAGAGGGGGGCAUAGCCGUCAGAGCGACACCUGCUACAAGUGUGGCGGCACAGGACACUGGGCCAUGGACUGCAAGGGAAGAGUUCCACCGCCGACUGCUUCUGAGGAUAAACCCGUGGAAGAGGAGCAAUUUGAACUGCCCACUUUAGAGGAAGUCGCACGAGCUACUGGAACACUGAAGCCUCAGCCCAUUGGAUCUUCUGUCACUGCCACAGAAGAGCAACAAGAACAAGUGGCCAGUCAGAGUAAAGAUGAGGUUUUGCUGAACGUCAUCCGCCCUGACUAUGAACGACCCCCGGUUCCUCCUCGCAUGGAACCCCUGUAUCCUGCUGACGAUGAUGGAAAAGUCCAGGCUACGCCUGAUGCUGUCUUCGCUGCUUUGAAAGAUCUGGGUUAUCAAUCCUUCCGGCCUGGACAGGAGGAAGCCAUCAUGAGGAUCCUUUCAGGUCUUUCCACUCUGGUCGUGUUGUCCACUGGGAUGGGAAAAUCUCUGUGCUAUCAGCUUCCAGCUUACCUGUACGCUCAGAGAUCCAGAUGCAUCACGUUGGUGAUUUCUCCUCUCGUCUCACUCAUGGACGACCAGUUGUCAGGCCUGCCCGCUAAGAUGAAAGCUGCUUGCAUUCACUCCAACAUGACGAUGAAACAGAGAGAAGCUGCUGUGGAGAAGGUAAAGUCUGGUGAAGUCUACGUUCUGCUGUUGUCUCCUGAAGCUCUGGUUGGUGGAGGAAGUUCUGGUUCUGGCUGCCUUCCGUCUGCACAAGAGCUUCCCCCUGUGGCCUUUGCUUGUAUAGACGAGGCUCAUUGCGUCUCCGAGUGGUCGCACAACUUCCGACCGUGCUACCUGAGACUCUGUAAAGUUCUCCGUGAGCGUUUAGGGGUCCACUGUCUGCUGGGACUCACUGCCACAGCGACAUUGUCCACCGCUCUGGACAUUGCUCAGCACCUGGAGAUCACUGACCAGGAUGGUAUCGCAGUCCGAUCCGCUGCUGUCCCGCCGAACCUCAACUUGUCUGUGUCUAUGGACCGGGAGAAGGAUCAGGCCUUAGUGUCUUUACUGAAAGGCGAUCGUUUUGGUUGCCUGAACUCCAUCAUCGUCUACUGCACUCGGAGAGAGGAGACAACUCGUGUGGCUGCCCUGCUGAGAACAUGCCUGCAGGGGGUGCUGUUGAAAGAGAAUCCUGAAGUCAGUCAGACGCAAAAUAAAGCAGGAGACCGAAAGAAGCUCCUAGCGAGGAAGAAGAUCCGCAAACCUCUCAAAUGGCAGGCGGAGUCUUACCACGCCGGACUCUCUGGGUCAGAACGUCGGCGAGUCCAGAACAACUUCAUGUGUGGGGAGCUGAGAAUCGUGGUGGCCACUGUGGCGUUUGGUAUGGGCCUCGACAAGUCUGAUGUGCGGGGUAUUGUUCACUACAACAUGCCAAAGAGCUUUGAGAGUUAUGUUCAGGAGAUCGGGCGAGCAGGCAGAGAUGGAGAACCGGCUCACUGUCACCUCUUUUUAGACCCUGAAGCCUCUGACCUGCAUGAACUCCGCCGUCACAUUUACUCAGACACCGUCGACUACUUCACUGUAAAGAGGCUGGUCCAGAAAGUUUUCCCCUCAUGUAAAUGCAGACAGAUUCACCAGAGGCAGCAGGAACUGACAAAGGACAUCGAGGACUCAGAAAUGCUGGAGAUGAUGGAUCUGUGUGAGGUGGAGAGGACUUCUGAUGCUUGCUACCUGCAGGACACAGAGGAAAAUUUAAAAGGUGCAGAUCGGCGUACUGGCCAGGAAAACAAUUCAGAAGAAGGGGAGACAGAAGAGGAUGUAAGACCAGCUGAGAUCGACGGGGCAGAGAAACAAGCAGAAGUGCCGGUGAUGACUGGCGGUGACCAGCAGGGGGAGCCAGUGAAGGAGGCAUAUCGCUGGCCAGAGGAACGAGUGUGUCACACUCAUGAAAGAGCAGUUCCUAUCCAGGAGACCAUCGAGGCACUGGACAUCACUGAGGAGGGGAUUGAAACCCUGCUGUGCUACUUGGAGCUUCAUCCACAGCGCUUUGUGGAACUGCUCCACUCCACCCUGUCCGUGUGUAAGGUCAGCUGUUACAACGGGCCAAGACAGCUCCAGAAAAUCACCAAAAUCUGCCCUCCUGUCGCAGUGGUUCUGGCCCGGAGGCGGAUGUCCGGCGAGCGAGUGGAGACCUGCGAUCAGUUGGAGUUCGAUGUUGUGGAGGUGGCCGACACUAUGGGGUGGCAGCUUCCUCUGGUCAAGAGAGGCCUGAGGCAGCUGCAGUGGAGCACUGACCAAACUGGUGGUCGUAGUGGCAUCAUGGUGGAAUUCUCAUCGCCAUCCUUCUACUUUCGUUCCUUCGGAGACUUGAGUGACGAGGAGAUGGACAGAGUUUGUCAGUUUCUUCAUAACCGAGUACAGGAACAAGAGAAGACGCAGCUUUAUCAGCUGACUGCCUGUUUCAAGGCCUUUAAAAGUGUGGCAUUCCGGAGCGUGAUGCCGUGUGUGGACGCCCUGGACGAGGGCCGCAGCGUCCAGCUGAAGAGUCUCUUGGCUGAGUAUUUUGACAAGAGGAGAGACCGAGAACACACGCUGCAGCCUCUGGACGUGGACGAGCUUGACAAGUUCAAGUUCAUCGACUGGGAGAAUCAGAUUCGUGCCGACAUCAGGAGUUUCCUUUCCACCAGAAGUGAUGAGAAGUUUUCUGGACGAGCCAUAGCUCGGAUCUUCCAUGGGAUUGGAAGUCCUUGUUUCCCUGCUCAAGUCUAUGGAAGAGACAGGCGCUUCUGGAGAAAGUACAUCCAAUUUGACUUCAAUCAGCUGAUUCGUCUGGCCACUCAGGAGAUCAUCCGCUUUAAAUAAACAGUCGACUGACUACUUUUAUUUAUUAUGUCGAAAAUAUGUUAUAUUUGUUUUAAAUCCUGUAGUUGUUUUUGCUUGUCUCAUUAAAAUAUAUUUUU
Messenger RNA from Synchiropus splendidus (mandarinfish), 4720 nucleotides. RefSeq names its product RecQ helicase-like 4 (gene recql4). Bases 90 to 4622 code for a protein of 1510 amino acids. The transcript has 28 exons. The record is from RefSeq and is a predicted model, not a curated record. Gene Ontology annotation, cellular component: cytoplasm; chromosome; nucleus. Gene Ontology annotation, molecular function: four-way junction helicase activity; ATP binding; nucleic acid binding. Gene Ontology annotation, biological process: DNA replication; double-strand break repair via homologous recombination; telomere maintenance. Lineage: Eukaryota; Metazoa; Chordata; Actinopteri; Syngnathiformes; Callionymidae.